UCUGCGUCACGUCCGGCGGCGCACCCGGAAGUGGCGUAGGCCGGUUGCCAUGGGGCGGCCCGGGAGGAGCAGAGCCGGGAUGGCUCAGGGCACGUGGGAUGUUCCUGGUCCCUCCGAGGUCACCGGCUGAGGCUCCUGAGCUCCUGUGCUGCCCCGCUCCCACAAUGGGCAGGCUCAGCAUCUCCUGCCUGCUGCCGGCCUCGUGGCACUUCAGCCUGUCGCCCGUGGGGUGUCCCCGGGUGCUGAACGCGUCCCUGCGGCAGCUGCUGCUGCUCGGGGCGGCCGCGGCCGCGGCGGCGCUGCUGCUCUGCUCCCUGCUGCUGGUCCGCGGCAAGCACCGCGCCCGGGAGGGGAAACUCCACAGGUACCUGGCCAGGGUGACGGACACGGAGGCCACGGACACCGGGAACCCCAACCUGAGCUACGGCAUCGUGGUGGACUGCGGCAGCAGCGGCUCCAGGGUGUUCGUGUACUGCUGGCCCCGGCACAACGGCAACCCCAAGGACCUGCUGGACAUCCAGCAGAUGAGGGACAGCUCCAGGAAACCCGUGGUGAUGAAGAUCAAACCAGGAAUUUCUGAGUUUGCCAGCUCUCCUGACAAGGUCAGUGAUUACAUCUCACCCCUGCUGAGCUUCGCCGCCGAGCACGUGCCGCGCUCCAAGCACAAGGAGACCCCUCUCUACAUCCUGUGCACUGCAGGCAUGAGGAUCCUGCCCGAGAGCCAGCAGAAGGCCAUCCUGGAGGAUCUGCUCACGGACAUCCCCGUGCACUUCGAUUUCCUCUUCUCUGACUCGCACGCUGAGGUGAUUUCUGGGAAGCAGGAAGGAGUCUAUGCAUGGAUUGGGAUCAACUUUGUCCUUGGAAGAUUUGAGCACACGGACGAUGAGGAUGAAGCCGUGGUGGAGGUGCAGGUCCCUGGCAGCGAGCACCACGAUCCCAUUUUCCGCAAGAGGACCGUGGGCAUCCUGGACAUGGGCGGGGUCUCCACGCAGAUCGCCUACGAAGUGCCCCAAAGUGUAAGCCUUGCCUCCCCUCGCCAGGAGGAGGUGGCCAAGAGCCUGCUGGCAGAGGUGAACCUGGGCUGCGAUGCCCACCAGACGGAGCACGUGUACCGCGUGUACGUGGCCACCUUCCUGGGCUUCGGCGGCAACGCGGCGCGGGCGAGGUACGAGGAGAGCCUGCUGGCCAGCAGCCUCCUCAGGAACAGGCAGGCCGGGCUCAGCCCGCAGGCCCCUCUCCCUGACCCGUGCCUGCCGCGGGACGCGCAGGACGAGCUGCGGCACCGGGGGCUGACGCUGCACCUGCGCGGCACCGGCGACUUCCAGCUGUGCCGGGAGCGGCUGCAGCCGCUGCUGAACCGCACCAACGGCACCCGCGGCUCCCUGAACGGCGUCUUCCAGCCGCCCGUGCACCUGCAGAGCAGCGAGUUCUACGGCUUCUCCGAGUUCUACUACUGCACCGAGGACGUGCUGCGCAUGGGCGGCGACUACAGCGCCGCCAGGUUCGCCAGGGCCGCGCAGGUGAGAGACAGGGGAUCCUUUUCUGCUUUAGAACAUCUGCAACGGUGUUCCACCCGGUGGUCGGUGCUGCGGGAACGCUUCGAGCGCGGCCUCUACGCCCCCCACGCGGACCUGCACCGCCUCAAGUUCCAGUGCUUUAAGUCCGCCUGGAUGUUCGAGGUUUUCCACCGGGGCUUCUCCUUCCCGGAGAGCUACGGGAGCCUGAAGACGGCGCUGCAGGUCUACGACAAGGAGGUGCAGUGGACCCUGGGGGCCAUCCUCUACCGGACCCGCUUCCUGCCCCUCAGGGACAUCCAGCAGGAGAAUUUCCGUGGGAUUCACUCCCACUGGAGGAGCUUCUCCUUUGUGUACAACCACUACCUGUUCCUGGCCUGCUUCCUGGUGGUGCUGCUCUCCAUCCUGCUCUACCUGCUCCGCCUGCGCCGCAUCCACCGCCGGCUGCUGCCCAGCGGCCCCUCCCCUCCCCUCUGGCUGCAGGAGGGGCUCCCCCCGCAGAAAAUCCCGGGCUAGGCUCCAGGGUGGAGGAUCCAUCCACACACACACACAGAAAAAAGCCAUUUUUGCCUCAGGGUUCCUCCUUUUUUUGCCCCUUUUGGAGAAGCGGAGUUGGGGUGGUGAGGGAAAAAUGCCAAAAAAAAAAAAAAAGACUUUGCUGGGAAUGUUGCACUUGGGGUGUGCAGGAGAGGAUGGGAUGAGUUCCCACCUUUGGGAGAGGCUGAAAUCCCACAAGGAGCUUGGAUUUUCCUUGCUGGAUUCCAGCAUUGCCAUCCCUGCUCUCACUUUGGAGUCUCAAAGAAUGGGAAGUUCCAAAAGCAGGGAUAAAAAACAACAAAAAAAAAAA
Passer montanus (Eurasian tree sparrow) is the source of this 2361-nucleotide messenger RNA. It is a transcript of the gene ENTPD4, whose product is annotated as ectonucleoside triphosphate diphosphohydrolase 4. Bases 99 to 2030 code for a protein of 643 amino acids. Lineage: Eukaryota; Metazoa; Chordata; Aves; Passeriformes; Passeridae. Gene Ontology annotation, molecular function: nucleoside diphosphate phosphatase activity. The transcript is spliced from 13 exons. The record is from RefSeq and is a predicted model, not a curated record. Gene Ontology annotation, cellular component: membrane. Gene Ontology annotation, biological process: nucleoside diphosphate catabolic process.